UACAAUAGCAGAAGCAGCAUCUCUGCCGCUUGUAUUUUAUGGUGGAACAUUCCGGUGUGCACGUUGAGCCUUGCAUACGUUGUAGAUUACAUCAAUGUUCACGUAAAGAUUGUAUGAAAAUAAUUAUUCCGAAUAUCGUGUCAUCAAGCAAUCAUGUUGGUCCUAUUCGAGACUCCGGCGGGAUACGCAAUCUUUAAGUUACUGGACGAGAAUAAACUCGCCAAGUCGGAAAAUCUUUAUUUGGAUUUCAAGACAGUCGAAGGCGCUAAUAAAGUAGUUAAGCUAAAGUACUUUCACAAAUUUGAAGACACCACCGAAGCAUUAGCCGCCAGCACAGCAAUCAUAGAAGGUAAACUGUCCAAAUCCCUGAAGAAGACACUCAAGAGUUGUUGCUCCGAUCUUCAUGAGCAACUGGCGGUUGCCGAUGCGAAAUUGGGUAAUUCUAUUAAGAACAAAUUGCAAGUCCCCUGUGUGAGCAACACGGCGAUACAUGAAUUGAUGAGAUGCAUCAGAAGCCAGGCUGAGAGCUUAGUGACGGAAGUGAACAGCAAGGAUAUGACGGCGAUGGCACUGGGCCUGGCGCACAGUCUCUCUCGCUACAAGCUGAAAUUCUCACCCGACAAGGUCGACAUCAUGGUGAUACAAGCGGUGUGCCUGUUAGAUGAAUUGGACAAGCAGCUAAAUAACUAUAUGAUGAAAACGCGUGAGUGGUAUGGCUGGCACUUCCCUGAGCUGAGUAAAAUUAUAAAGGAUAAUCUCAGUUACAUAAGGACGGUAAACACGAUGGGCCAGCGAGAGAACUCCAUCGCGUGCGAUCUGUCGGAUAUCAUGGAUGAGGACAUGGAAAUGCAAGUAAAGGAAGCUGCGCAGACCUCGAUGGGCUCAGAGAUCUCAGCAGAGGAUGCUCUGCACGUGCAAUUUCUGUGCGUGGAGGUAAUCGAGCUGGCCCAGUACAGGAACAACCUAGCUACAUACUUGGGCAACAGGAUGAUGGCACUGUCACCGAAUCUGACAGUGCUCGUGGGCGAGUUGGUUGGUGCACGCCUGAUAGCAAAGGCCGGCUCUUUGACAAAUCUCGCGAAGCAUCCAGCAUCGACCCUGCAGAUCCUUGGUGCGGAGAAGGCUCUAUUCCGCGCGCUUAAGGCGAACAAGAAGACACCCAAGUACGGUUUGAUCUAUCACGCAAACCUCGUCGGGCAGUCAUCGAACAAGAAUAAGGGCAAGAUGUCCAGAAUGCUGGCGGCAAAGGCUGCUCUGGCGACGAGGUUUGACGCAUUGGCGGAAAGUACGAACUUCGAUCUUGGUACGCAACACAGGGCAAAGCUGGAGCAACGACUUAGGUUCCUCGAGGCGGAGAAUCAAAAGAAACUAGGCGGCACCGCAAAAGCAAAGGCCAAAUUCGAAAAAUAUCAUAGCAAGAACGAGUACAUGCAGUACGCCACAUCUGCCGACUCAACUCUGCCAAGUACGAGUAAGAAGAGGCUGUUGGGCGAAGAGACCGUUAAACAGGAGAAUAAUGAUGUGCAACCGAAGAAGAAGAAGAAGAAACAGAAUGUCACGGAACAAACAGAAGGUACGGUGGAAGUUAAAGAGGAAGUUAAAGAGGAAACGAAAACGUCGAAGAAAAAGAAGAAACAUAGCGUGGAAGACGUGGGAGAAUCUUCAGGUAUGCAACAGGCACAAAUAGCGGAACCGGAAGGCGUAUCGAAGAAAAAGAAAAAAAAACAUAGCGUUAAAGCAGAAGACGUAGGAGAAUCUUCUGGUAUGCAACAAGCACAAAUCGCGGAACCGGAAGGCGUAUCGAAGAAGAAGAAGAAAAAGCAUAGCAUUAAAGCAGAAGACGUAGGAGAAUCUUCUGGUACGCAAGAAGUACAAGUAACAGAAGCAAAAGAUGCAUCAAAGAAGAAGAAAAAGAAACGUACCUUGGAGACGAGAGAAAUGGAAGAUGCAGGGGAAGCCUCCGGUGUACAGGCACAAGUUGAAGUAGACUCAAAUAAUGUACCCAAGAAAAAGAAGAAGAAAAUGACUCAAGAAGGCGAAGAAUCUGUAAAGAUCGAAGAUACGACAUUGGAAGCUAAUAUUUCCCAUACUGAAUUACCUGAAACGAGUGAUGGACAAAAAAAGAAGAAGAAGAAGAAGAAGGAGAAGGAAACUUAGGAAGCGCAAGAACCUACCGUUAAGCUGCAUAGAUCUUAAAUUGUAUAGACAAUGAUUUGCAGUUUUUUGCAUAUUAAGUGAUGUAAUAAUAUUUAAAUAAGAAUUAUUUUUUUUAAUUAAAAUCUUAUUGAUAUCUUUAAUUAAGUGUUUGCUAGAAGUGUAAGCUAUGUGGAGAUUAGUUAUUAAGAUAUUUCCUCACUAAGUAUUUUGAUUACCACUUUCUCGUAAUCCUGUUAUAACAUAAAACUAUAUUUUAAAAUACAAUGACAAGUUAGCAUCAA
Molecule: messenger RNA, 2438 nt
Organism: Ooceraea biroi (clonal raider ant)
Lineage: Eukaryota; Metazoa; Arthropoda; Insecta; Hymenoptera; Formicidae
Gene: nop5
Product: nop5 ribonucleoprotein
Cellular component (GO): small-subunit processome; box C/D methylation guide snoRNP complex
Molecular function (GO): snoRNA binding
Source: RefSeq, a predicted model, not a curated record